CCUUCUUUACAAAAUGGGUUGGAAGGAGAAGGAGGCAGAAAAACUUGAGGGAAAACGCGUCCUCGUUGUAGGAGCUGGUGGAGUAGGAUGUGAAUUGCUGAAAAACUUAGCCCUAACUGGUUAUAAGGAUAUUCAUGUAGUUGAUAUGGACACUAUUGAUGUUAGCAAUCUGAAUCGUCAGUUUCUGUUCCGCCGUGAGCAUGUCGGCAAAUCAAAAGCUGAAGUUGCAACGGAGGCCAUUCGUAAACUUCGUCCUGACAUUAAAAUCACCUACGAUCUCGACAGUAUAUUUAGCUGGCCAAACCAAUGUGACGUGAACAGGAUGUGUUUAGCUGCUAAGGUUCCGCUCGUUGAAAGUGGUUCUUCUGGAUAUAUGGGUCAGGUUAGACCAAUCUUGCGUGAACGUACUGAGUGCUACGAGUGUGUGCCGAAACCCGCGCAAGAGAGGACCUUCCCAGGGUGUACAAUUAGGAACACACCAAGCGAGCACAUUCACUGCACAGUGUGGUCAAAGCAUGCAUUCAAGUA
Ostertagia ostertagi is the source of this 528-nucleotide messenger RNA. The record is from the annotation of a GenBank genome assembly. Lineage: Eukaryota; Metazoa; Nematoda; Chromadorea; Rhabditida; Trichostrongylidae.